Messenger RNA from Entrophospora sp. SA101, 2484 nucleotides. The record is from the annotation of a GenBank genome assembly. Lineage: Eukaryota; Fungi; Glomeromycota; Glomeromycetes; Entrophosporales; Entrophosporaceae.
AUGGGUGUUCCAGCAUUAUUCAGAUGGCUUUCAAAAAAAUAUCCCAAAAUCAUUCAACAAGUCAUCGAGGAACGACCGAUUAUGAUAAAUGGUGUAGAAAUACCAGUUGAUACAUCAAAGCCAAAUCCAAAUAAGACGGAAUUCGAUAAUUUAUAUCUUGAUAUGAAUGGUAUUAUUCAUCCAUGUUGUCACCCAGAAGAUAAACCCACUCCUGAAACUGAAGAAGAUAUGAUUAUAGAUAUCUUUAAAUAUACCGAACGAAUUGUGGCAAUGAUACGUCCAAGAAAAGUAUUAUAUCUUGCAAUCGAUGGGGUAGCUCCUCGUGCUAAAAUGAAUCAACAACGAUCUCGUAGGUUUAGAACAGCACGAGAAGAUAAAGAAAAGGCUAAUGAAAAGACUCUAGAAAUGGUUGCACUUGAGGGCAUCAAUUGUAUUACACCAGGUACUCCUUUCAUGGCAAAACUCGCUGCAUGCUUAAGAUAUUGGAUUGCUGAUAAAUUGAAUAAUGAUGUUGGAUGGAAAAAUUUGAAAGUGAUAUUAUCAGAUGCAAGUGUUCCUGGUGAAGGCGAACACAAAAUUAUGGAUUUUAUUCGUAGUCAACGUACAAGUCCUUAUCAUGAUCCUAAUACACAUCAUGUCAUAUAUGGAUUGGAUGCUGAUCUCAUUAUGUUAUCAUUGGCUACGCAUGAACCUCAUUUUAAAGUGUUGCGUGAAGAUGUCUUCUUUAGAGAAGGCAUAUAUAAAGGAUGCUUUAUAUGUGGUCAAAAUGAUCAUAUAGCGAAUCAAUGCACAGGAAAAGCCAAACAAAAAGUAGGAGACCAUGAUGAAAAAGGUAGAGAAGUACUACUAAAGCCCUACGUAUUUCUAGAUGUGCAGGUUCUUCGUGAAUAUCUUGAGAUAGAACUCAACAUUGGACCAUUACCUUGGCCUUACAAUUUUGAAAACUCAAUAGACGAUUGGGUAUUUAUGUGUUUCUUUGUCGGAAAUGAUUUUCUUCCGCAUUUGCCUUCUUUGGAAAUUAGAGAAGGUGCUAUUGAUACACUUAUUACCAUUUGGAAAAGGUGCUUGCCAAUAAUGGGCGGAUACAUGACUACUAAUGGAAAUGUUAAUUUAAAAAGAAUGCAACAUCUAGUUACAGAAUUAGGAAAAAUGGAAGAUGAUAUUUUUAUUCGUAGGCAAAGAAACGAAUCGAGACGAAAUCAACAAAAUAAUAAUAAUGUUCCGAAAAAACGAAAAAUAAGUCACGAUCCAAUAACAAGCUAUGCUAAUCCUGGAGGAGAAGGAAGAGGAAAUGAGGAUUAUCAACAGGCGGCACAAAGUAUUGAUGAUUUGUUGACUUCUGUUAAAGGUGUUAAACGAAAAGCUGAAGAAUUUGAUGAAGAAAAUGAUAAAGACAUCGUUGUGGUAAAUGAAGAAGCUGCUAUUGUAGAACUUGGAGAACCAGGUUUCAAAAAACGAUAUUAUAAAGAAAAAUUUGAUGUUGAUAUAUCAGACGAGCCAACCGAUGAAUUUCGCAAAAACGUUGUAAAGAGUUAUGUUGAAGGAUUAUGUUGGGUUUUGAAAUAUUAUUUUCAAGGUGUUCCAUCGUGGAAAUGGUAUUAUCCGUAUCAUUAUUCGCCUUUUGCAUCUGAUUUUGUUGAUAUAGGCGAUUUGGAUAUUAAUUUUGAAUUGGGUGAACCAUUUAAACCAUUUGAACAAUUGAUGGGUGUUUUACCUGCUGAAAGUAAACAACAUUUACCGUUACCUAUACAACAACUUAUGACAGAUUUAGAUAGUGAGAUUAUUGAUUUCUAUCCGUCAGAUUUUGAAAUAGAUCUUAAUGGGAAACGAUAUACUUGGCAAGGAGUUGCAUUGCUUCCAUUUAUUGAUGAAUCCAGGUUAUUAAAAGCAGCCGAAUCAGCCUAUUCUCAAUUGAGUGAAGAUGAAUUGGGGAGGAAUGCUUUAGGGUCGGAAAUAUUAUGUUUUAGUAAUAAUCAUAAAUUAUAUGAUGAAUUGUGUGUAUUAUAUUCUAAAAGAAAAUCGGAUCAACCUGUGUCAUUGGAUCCUAUUACAAGUGACAAAUUAAGUGGAUUUGUUUCAAAGGAUCCGAAUUUUAUACCUGAAAGCACGUUUUAUUCGCCUUUACCAGAUAAAACUUUACCAGAUAUUGCAAACGAUAGAUCAUUAAGCGUAUUAUUUUAUUUACCAAAGAAAACUGAUAAAACUACUCAUAAAUCAGUUUUAUUGAAAAAUGUCAAAUUGUCACCCAGAGUUUUAGGAUGGGAAGAUCAGGAAUGGAUUAGAAAUGGCGGUGGUAGUCGUGGUAGAGGAAGAGGUAGAGGAGGAAGUUCUGGCAGUGGAAGUAAUUCUGGAGGAGGAGGUGGUGGCGGUGGCGGCGGUUAUAAUGGAGGAGGAAGAAGAUAUGAUAAUUACAAUAAUUAUCAAAGAGGAGGUGGUCAUCCUCCAAAAUACUAUACUCACUUGAAAGAAGCAGACGAAAACUAA